UCUUCUUUUCUCUCUCUCUCUCUCUAGUAUGGAGUUCCUAGCCAAUGGCUCAUCAGGAUCAGAGAAGCCUCUGAAGCUCCUGAUCUAUGGCCGGACUGGCUGCAUAGGUGGGCUUUUGGGAAAACUUUGUGAGUCCCGAGGCAUCGACUUUGCCUACGGCUCUGGACGCCUCGAGAACCAGAGCUCUCUAGAAGCCGACUUAGCAGCUGUCAACCCCACCCACGUCUUCAAUGCAGCGGGUGUCACCGGCCGCCCCAAUGCGGACUGGUGCGAGUCCCACAAGACCGUGGCCAUCCGCUCCAAUGUCAUCGGCGCCCUCACUCUGGCCAAUGUCUGCAGGAACAAAGGCCUGAUCUUGAUCAACUUCGGCUCCGGCUGUAUCUUCGAGUACGACCCGGAGCAUCAGCUCGGAUCGGGUAUCGGGUUCAAGGAGGAGGAUGAACCCAAUUUCGUCGGAUCCUUCUAUUCCAAGACCAAGGCUAUGGCUGAACAUUUGCUCAAGAGCUACGAGAACGUCUGCAUACUCCGAGUCCGAAUGCCGAUCUUCUCCGACUUAUCCCAUCCCCGGAAUUUCAUCAAGAAGAUCACUCAGUACGAGAAUGUUGUCAACAUUCCAAAUUCCAUGACCAACCUCGACGAACUCCUCCCGAUUUCCAUCGAGAUGGCAAAGAGAAACCUCACUGGUGUAUGGAACUUCACGAACCCUGGGGUGAUGAGCCACAACGAGGUUCUAGAGAUGUAUCGAAACUAUGUCGACCCGAACUUCACAUGGAAGAACUUCACUCUGGAGGAUCAAGCAAAGGUGCUUGUUGCACCUAGGAGCAACUGUGAGCUUGAUGCCACCAAACUCAAGCUUGAGUUUCCCCAGCUCUUACCCAUCAAAGAAUCCAUCUUCAACUAUGUGUUCAAGCCAAAAUAAGAUCGACCCCGAUUUUCUGUCUCAAAAAACCUUUAGCAUGUGGGAAUCUUCACGCAUAAGAAUCUUGACAUGUUAGACCGUUUUUGAAAGAAAAUCCACCUAUU
Messenger RNA from Camellia sinensis, 1023 nucleotides. Its product is annotated as bifunctional dTDP-4-dehydrorhamnose 3,5-epimerase/dTDP-4-dehydrorhamnose reductase. The record is from RefSeq and is a predicted model, not a curated record. Gene Ontology annotation, cellular component: methionine adenosyltransferase complex. Gene Ontology annotation, biological process: S-adenosylmethionine biosynthetic process. Lineage: Eukaryota; Viridiplantae; Streptophyta; Magnoliopsida; Ericales; Theaceae. Gene Ontology annotation, molecular function: methionine adenosyltransferase regulator activity.